This is a messenger RNA of Adineta ricciae, 666 nucleotides long. Lineage: Eukaryota; Metazoa; Rotifera; Eurotatoria; Adinetida; Adinetidae. The record is from the annotation of a GenBank genome assembly.
AUGCACACAUUUUCCACAUUACCCGUCGAAAUUGUCUAUCGAAUUAUGGAUCAUCAAAAUGAGCAGACGCUAUUUUGUUCAAUGCAAAACGUUUGUCGAAGGCUUAAUCAGAUCCUGAGCACUUACGAGCGAUAUCGAACACUCACCACACUAAACCUCAUGUGGGUCAGAAUCAGUGAUAAAGAAGCACAAUACAUUGCGGAUGCGUUGCGAACAAACACGACACUCACCACACUAUAUCUAGGCUAUAACAAAAUCGGUGCUAAAGGAGCACAACACAUUGCGGAUCCGUUGCGAACAAACACGACACUCACCACACUAUAUCUAGGCCAUAACAAAAUCGGUGCUGAAGGAGCACAAUACAUUGCGGAUGCAUUGCGAACGAACACGACACUCACCACACUAAACCUAGUCGACAACGGAAUCGGUGAUGAAGGAGCACAACACAUUGCGGAUGCGUCGCGAACGAACACAACACUCACCACACUAAACCUGUUCGGCAACGGAAUCGGCGCUGAAGGAGCACAACACAUUUCGGAUGUGUUGCGAACGAACACAGUAACACUCACCACACUAAACCUGUUCGGCAACGAAAUCGGUGAUGAAGGAGCACAACUCAUUGUGGACGCGUUGCGUCGGAAUGUAGAAAGACUGAUGCUUUGCUAG